This is a messenger RNA of Linum tenue, 1104 nucleotides long. NCBI's taxonomy places the organism in Eukaryota, Viridiplantae, Streptophyta, Magnoliopsida, Malpighiales, Linaceae. The record is from the annotation of a GenBank genome assembly.
AACAAAUGGCAACACAAUCAAAUAGAAAGGAAAAAUAUUAAAAUAACAACAGAAAAAGGCAAAUUCGUUACAUGAGCGGCAGCCGGCAGAGGCAAGGCAAGGCAAGACGAAAAUACAAGAAACUUAAAAAAGAGAAUACAAAGAGAAGGAGCGACAAGCCCUAGAGUAGUCAGCAGAGAGGAAGCGCAAAGAAAGGGGGAAGAAAAAGACGAGAAAAGAAGAAGCAGUAGCAGUAGAGAGAAUGGGGUGGAUGGGGGAUACCGUUGAUUCCAUCAAGUCCAUCCAGAUCCGCCAACUCCUUGCGCAGGGCGUUAGUCUUGGUAUGAUUGUUACCUCUGCGCUAAUAAUAUGGAAAGCGUUAAUGUGCUUCACUGGCAGCGAAUCUCCAGUGGUGGUUGUGCUUUCUGGAAGUAUGGAACCAGGAUUCAAAAGGGGUGAUAUUUUGUUUCUGCACAUGAGCAACGAUCCUAUCCGUACCGGCGAGAUUGUUGUCUUCAAUGUUGAUGGCAGGGAAAUUCCGAUAGUCCACCGUGUGAUUAAGGUUCAUGAAAGACAAGAAACUGGGGACGUUGAAGUUUUGACCAAAGGAGACAAUAAUUAUGGGGAUGAUAGGCUUUUGUACGCUCAAGGUCAGCUAUGGCUGCAGCGGCAUCAUAUCAUGGGCAGGGCUGUUGGAUUCUUACCGUAUGUUGGCUGGGUGACAAUCAUCAUGACUGAGAAGCCUAUUAUCAAGUAUAUACUUAUUGGUGCAUUGGGGCUGCUGGUCAUAACUUCUAAAGAUUGAGGGGAAGGCAUGAAGAUGUAGGGAGUCAUUAGCCUUCUGUUUUGAUUCACAGUGAAUUAAUGAAUUUGAGGACUAGAAUGAAAUGGAGAGAAAUUACAAUGGUUUAGCUUGCUUUUGCUGUAAUAGGCUAGUGACUUGCUGUUGAGGACAGUAGCCUAUAGGGUCUGGCUGGAUAUCCUCGAAUCGAAAGGUGAAGCGAGUUAAUUACAACGGUUUAGCAGUAGUACGACUUCCGAACUGGUGGUUUGGUGCCUGGAAAACUGACAUGUUAGCUAAUUAAGAAAAUUUUAUAACUUUUGUUACAAUGAUGAGAAUGAUGU